GGUACGUUCCAAACCGAGCUCGGCGCAAAAGAGCAUAGUUAUGCGUGUAGAAGACUACACAAGUGAAACAUACUCUUAGUAUAGCGGGUCAUUUACACAUUCAGCUUCUUCUUCUUUUGUUUUUUGUUGUUUUGUUUUUUUAAAACAAUGUAGUCGGUUUUAAUGUGUAGAAUGCACACUGGCUUUAAACCCGCUACUGUCCUGGUGCUAUAAAUGCGCUGAGUUAAAGAGAGGAGACCGACAACAGUGGAGAAAGAACUGGAAACUCAACCAGAAAUCGAACAGUCUUUAUGUCUUACUGACAGAACUGAGGAGUAAAAAGGAUUGAAAAGGUGAGGCUCGGUCAGAGAUGAUGCGGAAUCUGGCGGUUGCGCAAAGCCGCAGAGAAGGACACAGGCCGAGCGAAGGGAAGCGCAGGAGGAUGCUUAUUCCCUCCCAGGGUAGAUCCAUGUGGACAGGAGGUGUUCCCUAAUCUUAAAGCCCCUCCCCUUCCCUUACCCAUUCCCCUCCUUGGAUUCUGCCAUUGGUGGUUCUUUUCGCACCUGUCACACCUUCGUCACCAUGACUCUGCCUCCACGAGAAGUCGGUUCAGAUCCACUGGAUCCUUGCGAUUUGGGAAAGGAUCGUCAGUAUGAGGUGGUACCCUCCGUGAUCUGCUCCAUGUGCUGCCUGUUUGGCAUCAUCUACUGCUUCUUUGGCUACCGCUGUUUCAAGGCCGUUCUUUUCCUAACAGGCCUGAUGUUUGGCUCGGUGGUGGUCUUUCUGCUGUGCAACAAGAACCUAGACACACAGCUGAGCGCUGAGGCAAGCGCAGGCAUCGGGCUGGGCAUCGGCACACUGUGCGGUCUGGUCACCAUGUUGGUGCGCAGUGUUGGUCUCUUCAUGGUGGGCCUGUUGCUGGGUCUGUUGGCAGGCAUUGGCACGCUGGUGGGCAUGGAGGAGUUGUCAUCAGCACCACCACGCUCCGUGUGGGUGCCGCUCGGGGUGUUGCUGGGCCUGGGAAUGCUGUUCGCUGUUCUCACGCUGCAGUGGCAGCGCUUCUUCACCACUCUGUCUACAGCAGCGUUCGGAGCAGCCGUCAUCGCUGUGGCAGCCGAUUACUUUGUGGAGCUGUUUGCGUUGGUGCAUUACACCUAUGAGCGGGUGAAGGCCGUACCGUCACGCUCGCAGUGUUGGGUGACGUGGGCCGUGCUUGGAGCCUGGCCUGCCCUCGCCCUGCUGGGAGCGCUCAUCCAGUGGCGGGUGACGGCUGAGGGAUACUCCCACACUAAAGUGAUGAUAAGCCGUCAGCAGCGGCGAGUGCAGCUCAUGCGGAUCAGACAGAAGGAGGAGAGGAGAGAGUGCAGCAGGAAGAAGAGGAGGAAGCAGCAGUCUCAACACCACACACACUCGGGCAAAGUCAUGCACCCAGAACCACCGUACCGUAGGAAACCCCAGCCCGUCCGCCGCUAUGACGGAGAUGUCCUCUCUCCUAGCUACAUCCAGAGUUUCCGAGAGCGGCAAGGGGAAGGGUGUGCGUAUCCUGGUGCCCGUCUCUCUGGCACACACACAGCUGUGGACAUGGACUACGAAUGCGGCUCAACAGUCCCCCUCACCUCUGGUGCUGGACCGAACCUCCGAGUGUGACGACACACACGUGCACAUGGUUACACACUCUGAGACGCUCAUCUCACUGUCCUGCUGCUGUCCCUGACCUGUCUCUGCAUACACAGCUGUAAGCACUGUAUAGACAAUGAGCAGGGGGUGGGGGGAGCUACAGGCAUGAGCAUGUUGCUUAAGGAGUGUAUUCAAGAUAUGCACGCACCUACACACACCCAUACAAACUCCCAUUCACACAUAUGCACACUACUACUGAUGAACACGUGCCUGAGCGGUGGCACAUCAGUCACCCUUAGAAUUACCAGGUGAAAGAAUCUGGAAAAGAAUAAAUCGAGGCCCGGCUCCAUCGCGCUGUUUUUUUUUGUUGUUGUUGUUUUUGUUUUUUUGGUUUGUUUUGUUUAAAAAGCGGCACAUUGGACCCCCAUAAAGAUUCCCUGUCUGUCCUGCAUUAUUGCAAUGAGGGAAUUCUCUCUUGGUGCUGAAUCUUGUAACAUUCUUCUCAUUGUAAAUCUGUGGAUUCUAGCAUUUACAUCUGCACUGUCAUACUUCACAAAUUUGUCAUGAACUGUACCAAAUAGCUGUGCAGGAGGGGGAUUGCCUUGAGGCUCCAGUUGGGAGGCUGUCUCAGGAGAAUCUGCUCCUUGGCCUUGUUUUAACGAGGCUGCAGGGGAAAGAGCCAUAUUACAGCAGACUCUCUGGUGCAGAAUGAGCGCAAUUUCUAAUGGUGACAGAAAAAAACAGGAGGUAAAGUGAUACUCAGGGACGGCUGGAACACUGCGGACUGUCGAAACGGAUGGAACUAUUGGCAGUAGCACCGGCUUGUGGAAGUGAGAGAAAGAAAGUGCUCGUUUUUGUUCUUUUUUUUUUGUUUUGUUUUUUUUGUCUUUAUUUUGGUAGAUGUUGUUUAAAUGGACUUCCACCCAGAGACGUCUGGCAUCAGCGAAUCCCCCGUGAAAUCCUGUCACUCAUUGCUGUGCUUUUGCCGUGCCAUUGUAAAGUGUAGUGAUAAUGCUGAUGCCUUCUACUAACAUCUGUGGUGUCCUCAAGAACAAGAUAGGCGUUCUUCUAAUUUUUGAUAAUCUUUGUGUUUGAAAAGACCAUGCUCUUCCAGGGCAUCUGUUGAUCUUUCUUUCUUUUUUUUUUUUUUGAAAUUAUUAUUCUGUUGUCCUAGCCGUACGUUUCAGUCAAGUCGCUGCACUUCUGUUUUGUACAUAGAAUGCACUAGAAUGCACAUUUAACACAUUUAUUGUUUUACCCGCCUUUACUAUUUAUUUGACUUAUUCGUGAACGGAUUUUUGCAAAUUUUUAAUUAAUAGGGUGCUGAGUCACGAUGUGUUUAUUUAUCUGAUGGCUUAUUUUACAUUCGUGACAUGCGGACAGACCGUUCCCCUCUGACAGCAGAGUUUGGUCACAAAGACCUGAGUGAACAGUUCUCAUCAGGACAUGCACCUUACAAUCCAAUGUUAUUCUUAUUAUUGUAAAGCAUGUAUUUGUAUGGACCUGGAUAUUACGAUAAAGUAUGUGAUUCCAACAUGUGGGUGAUGUGUUUUUAUUGGAUAGUUCUUCAUUUGCAUACCACACAUACAGCACACACACACACACACACAGACAGAAAGAAUAGGAUGGUUGAUGCGCAUUUACUUUAUUCUGAUUUCCUCAUCAUACAUAUCACGGCUAUGAGUUCGCUCUUCAUUCGUCCUCCCUCCUGUCCUCUCUUGCCCUCUUUAUUCACCUACAUAUCAUCCCCUACCUGUGUUUUGACCUUUGUCCUUUCUUCUUCCCACGUCCCUCUCUCAUGGUUUGGCUCUGCGUGAAUGCAGAAGAAUCUUUUGACGUAGAUUCCUUAAGAAAUUGUUGUUUCUUUUUCAAAAGGCAAAAUGUUAAAGAUCUCUUCCACUUUGGAAGCAGUGCUCAUGUUUCAGAUAAGCUGUGUCUAGAGUAA
This is a messenger RNA of Ictalurus punctatus (channel catfish), 3541 nucleotides long. It is a transcript of the gene tmem198ab, whose product is annotated as transmembrane protein 198b. The transcript has 5 exons. The record is from RefSeq and is a predicted model, not a curated record. Gene Ontology annotation, biological process: positive regulation of canonical Wnt signaling pathway. The coding region runs from base 562 to 1626 and encodes 354 amino acids. Lineage: Eukaryota; Metazoa; Chordata; Actinopteri; Siluriformes; Ictaluridae. Gene Ontology annotation, cellular component: cytoplasmic vesicle; plasma membrane.